This is a messenger RNA of Parastagonospora nodorum SN15, 1398 nucleotides long. RefSeq lists its product as hypothetical. NCBI's taxonomy places the organism in Eukaryota, Fungi, Ascomycota, Dothideomycetes, Pleosporales, Phaeosphaeriaceae. The record is from RefSeq and is a predicted model, not a curated record. The transcript has 3 exons. Bases 1 to 1398 code for a protein of 465 amino acids. Gene Ontology annotation, cellular component: membrane. Gene Ontology annotation, molecular function: peptidyl-prolyl cis-trans isomerase activity.
AUGCGGCUCCUCCAUUCCCUCCUCCUUCUCCCCGCUCUCACCCUCGCCGCAGAACUCGGCAUCGAAACCACGCGGCCCGCCACCUGCACGCGCAAAUCCCGCAAUGGCGACAAGCUCUCCAUGAACUACCGCGGCACGCUGCAGUCCGACGGCAGCCAGUUCGACUCGAGCUUCGACCGCGGCGUGCCGUUUACAUUCAAGCUCGGCGCCGGGCAGGUGAUUAAAGGCUGGGACCAGGGGCUGUUGGACAUGUGUCCUGGGGAGGCGAGGACGCUGACGAUUCCGCCCGGCUUGGGGUAUGGGAAGUUUGGGAUUUUUGAGACGGAGUUGGUUGAGAUUGUGGGUGUGAAGCCCGAGGUUGAACCUUCGCCUAGUACGACGCCGGUAGCGACUGAUAAGCCUGGCCCGUCGCAUGUGGUGGUUGCGCCGGCGACAAAUGCGGUGCCGGUCGCGGAGUCGACGCAGGGCUCUGUUGCGCAGAGCAGUCCUAUGGAUGAAGAGAAGGGGGAUGGAGAGUGCAAUUUGCUCGGAGACUUUGCUUUGCUGGUACAAGGUGCGCUUGGGUUGCUUGCAGUCUCGUCGCUGGCAGUGAAGAGGUGGAGAGAACACCCGCGUCGACCGGUCAAGAUCUGGUUCUUCGAUGCGUCGAAGCAGGUCUUUGGCUCGGUUCUGCUGCAUCUGGCAAAUGUCCUCAUGUCCAUGCUGUCCUCCGGGAAGUUUGAUGUGGCAGCGAAGACGAACCUUGCGGAGAGUGACGAUGGAGAUCAACCCAACCCAUGCUCAUUCUAUCUGCUCAACUUGGCCAUCGACACUACAAUCGGUAUCCCCAUCCUCGUACUCCUCCUCAAGGUCCUCCACCGGGGCGCCCUCCUCACACCUCUCGCCAACCCACCCGAGUCCAUUCGCUCAGGAAACUAUGGCCAUCCUCCCCGCGCCACCUGGUGGCUCAAGCAAUCCGUCAUCUACUUCCUCGGCCUGCUCCUCAUGAAGCUCUGCGUCCUCGCCAUCUUUGCCUUCCUCCCCUGGAUUGCAUGGGUCGGCGACUGGGCCCUGCGCUGGACCGAGGGCAACACAGCCGUUCAAAUCACUUUUGUCAUGUUCAUUUUCCCGCUCAUCAUGAACGCACUACAAUACUGGAUCAUCGACAACUUCAUCAAGGAUGCGGAACACGGUGGCGAGGGUGGCUAUCAGGGCGUGGGUGAGGAUGAUGAGGAAAGCGAUGAUGAGUGGCUCGAGAGGCAGCAGAGGAGGAGGGAGCAGGGUAUUGAUGGGGAUGACGAGGAUAUUGAGGUGGUUGCGGGUAAGCCGCUCGAAGAGGCGAAUCCGACUCCGAUACCGAGUGGUGAUUAUGACCCUGACACAGAUGGUGCGGGUAGUAGGGAUGGGAUUAAGAAGUAG